This is a messenger RNA of Candida dubliniensis CD36, 2322 nucleotides long. It is a transcript of the gene ECM21, whose product is annotated as Ecm21p. The record is from RefSeq and is a predicted model, not a curated record. The coding region runs from base 1 to 2322 and encodes 773 amino acids. The transcript has a single exon. Lineage: Eukaryota; Fungi; Ascomycota; Pichiomycetes; Serinales; Debaryomycetaceae.
AUGACAUUUGGGUUUGAUAAAUUCAUAAGCAAGGUUAGCACUCAUAGACGUCAAUCUGAACCAUCAAUCUUGGAAAUUGCUGCCACUAAUUCUCAAAAUAAAUCGAGAAGGCUAAGUAUGGAUAAUGGUCAUUGUUAUGUUCGAGAAUCAACUAAUCAUCAUCAUUUAAAUAAUGUUGUUGAUAAUUUACGACAGCGUGCUGGGUCAUUUUCAUUUAUUUCCCACCAACAUCAUCAAAAUAAUUACGAUAAUUAUACUGUUGAUCCCCUCACAUCUAAUGGGGCAAGAGUAUCCCGAUCCCGUUCACGUUCUAAAUCAGUUGGACAUGGAGAAGCAAUAUCACCAGCUUAUUUUUCCAAAAAUAAAACUAAAGAUUUAGUGAAACAAGAAACAGCACAUAUCAUUCUGAAGAAAUUACUCAACAUGUUACAAGAUUUGGAUUUACAAAACCCUAUUGCGUUGAAGACAAUAUCACAAGGAUCAGAAACGAAAUUUUGUAAAGUUUAUGUGUCCAACACUAAUAAUUGUAUUUAUUUACCAGCAGCAAGCUCAACAAGUUUUACUUAUGAAGACGAUGAAAAUGGGGGUGUAAUAAUCGCCGAGGAUAGGAAUGACGACCAAAUACCAAUGUCUACUAAUACCAUACUGCCAGUUGACAGUACAAAUCAUUCACAAACUGAUUUCCUGGAUUCUCCACCACCACCAGAUUUAUUUUCUAAAAUGAAAUCAUUCCAUUCACCAAAUUACUUGACUUCAAAGAUAGAUUCAGAAUGUCCAAUUCCCCAUACAUUUGCUGUGAUUAUUGAAUUAACUAAAGAUUCCUUGAUUAUCAAAGAUCUUCAUUUCCAAUUUCAAUCUUUAACCACUAUAUUAUGGCCAACAGGGGAUACAUAUAAUCGUACUCAUGCCAAAGAGAAAUUUCCUAUUGGAAACAUGGAAUGGCGCACUUCUUUGAGUGAUGCUGAUUAUUAUAUUAAUAGUUCUAAUUCUAAUGAUGUUAAACUGAAAAAUUUAGGACCAGAAGACCUUAUUAAUCGGACUAGAGAAUAUAAAUUAAUUAAUAUUGAUGAACCCAAAAGUUCAUCAAAUAGUUUACUGGAUGAUGAUUUGGAUAUAAAUAAUAUUACAUCACCUUUAUCAACUUCACCAACAUCAAGUUCAACAUCAACAAAUUCAACAUCUAAUUCUUCUACCCCUGAUUCAUAUAAAGCUGGUCUUUAUGUAUUUUUGUUACCCAUUUUAUUACCAGAACAUAUACCUGCUUCAAUUGUUUCUAUUAAUGGUACAUUAGCCCAUACAUUACUGGUUGAAUUCAAUAAAUAUACUGAUAAGUUCAAUCGGAAAUCAAAAGUGUCAGCAUCUUAUAAUUUACCUAUGGUUCGUACUCCACCAAAUAUUGGUAAUUCAAUUGCUGAUAAACCAAUAUAUGUCAAUAGGGUUUGGAAUGAUGCCGUACAUUAUAUUAUAACUUUCCCAAGAAAAUAUGUCACUUUAGGUUGUGAACAUAUGAUAAAUGUGAAAUUACUGCCAAUGGUGAAAGAUGUGGUUAUUAAACGUAUUAAAUUUAAUGUAUUGGAGAGAAUAACUUAUGUUUCGAGGAACUUAUCACGAGAAUAUGAUUAUGAUAGUGAAGAUCCAUUUUGUAUUCAUCCUGCUUGUAAAGAGAAUAAAGUUCGUGAAAGAGUUGUAUCAUUGUAUGAAUUGAAAACGAAAAGCAAACAAUCUUCUGGUGGAUAUCUUGAGGCAUAUAAACAAGAAGUUAUAAAAUGUCCAGAAAACAAUCUUUUAUUUUCUUGUUAUGAAAUUGAGAAUGAUAAUAAUUGUAACCACCACCCCAAAAAUGUCAAACAAAAGAAUAAUAAAGAUCAACCAAUGAUUGCUACACCUUUAGAGAUUAAUGCUUCUUUACCAUUUUUAACUACCAUGUCUGAUAGUUUAAUCAUGACAUCAGCCAUAGAAGAAGAAGGUUCAGAUCUGCCUCAUACAUCAAGAAGGGGAUCAACCAUCAGUAUGAAUGAUAAUAAUAGUACCAACAACAACAACAACAACAACAACAACAACAACAACAACCCUUUAUCUCCACGUUUAGGAGCCGUGGAAACUAGUGGUGCUAGUUUAAAUGAAAUUGGUGAUCAUACAUUAUUCCCUGAUUCUAAUUUUCGACAUAUUGAAAUAAAACAUCGAUUACAAGUUACUUUCCGAAUUUCUAAACCUGAUAUUGAUAAUAAAAUGCAUCAUUAUGAAGUGGUUAUUGAUACACCCAUUGUUUUACUUAGUUCAAAAUGUCAAGAAGAUUCUCCUCCUCCUUAUAGUUCUGUAUAA